This is a messenger RNA of Leptidea sinapis, 2554 nucleotides long. It is a transcript of the gene Vps4, whose product is annotated as vacuolar protein sorting-associated protein 4. Gene Ontology annotation, biological process: vacuole organization; endosomal transport. The coding region runs from base 190 to 1512 and encodes 440 amino acids. The record is from RefSeq and is a predicted model, not a curated record. NCBI's taxonomy places the organism in Eukaryota, Metazoa, Arthropoda, Insecta, Lepidoptera, Pieridae. Gene Ontology annotation, molecular function: ATP hydrolysis activity; ATP binding. The transcript has 2 exons.
UUCUUUGGACUUUUACGUCAUAUUUUGUGAGUAAGCUAAGCUUCUCUUGUAAAAUUAUUAAAUAAAUGUAAUGUUUCGUGUUUCUUGAGCUCAUUAUUAAAGCUAAUCAGCCUCGUUGAUUUAAUAAGAGUAGUCAAAUAGAACUACGACGACCCUUUUGCUUUGAAUGGAGAUAUAUGAAGGACAAGAAUGACUUCAUCCAACACACUACAGAAGGCCAUUGAUCUUGUAACUAAAGCCACAGAAGAGGAUAAAAAUAAGAACUAUGAGGAAGCAUUGAGAUUGUAUGAGCAUGGAGUUGAAUAUUUUUUGCAUGCAGUCAAAUAUGAGGCUCAAGGAGAGCGAGCAAAAGAGAGCAUAAGAGCAAAAUGUUUACAGUACUUAGAUAGAGCAGAAAAAUUAAAGGAAUAUUUGAAAAAAGAUACAAAGAAGAAACCUGUCAAAGCUGGCGAGUCAAAUUCAAAGAGUGAUGAGAAAAAGAGUGACAGUGAUAGUGACUCUGAUGAUCCAGAAAAGAAAAAGUUGCAGGGUAAGCUUGAAGGUGCCAUUGUUGUUGAAAAACCUCAUGUGAAAUGGAGUGAUGUGGCCGGCCUUGAAGCAGCCAAGGAAGCUCUCAAAGAAGCAGUUAUUUUACCCAUAAAAUUCCCACACUUAUUUACAGGAAAGAGAAUUCCAUGGAAGGGAAUUCUGCUAUUUGGACCUCCUGGUACUGGUAAAUCAUAUUUAGCCAAAGCUGUUGCAACUGAGGCAAAUAAUUCUACAUUCUUUUCAGUCUCAUCAUCAGAUCUUGUGUCUAAAUGGCUUGGUGAGUCUGAGAAACUGGUGAGAAAUUUGUUUGACCUUGCAAGACAGCAUAAGCCCAGCAUUAUAUUUAUUGAUGAAAUUGAUUCACUUUGUUCAUCUCGUUCUGAUAAUGAGUCUGAAUCAGCUCGAAGGAUAAAAACUGAGUUUCUUGUUCAAAUGCAGGGAGUUGGUAAUGAUAUGGACGGUAUACUUGUUCUUGGAGCUACAAAUAUUCCAUGGGUAUUAGAUGCAGCUAUAAGGAGGCGUUUUGAAAAGCGUAUAUACAUAGCAUUGCCAGAAGAACAUGCUAGGUUGGAUAUGUUUAAGUUGCAUUUGGGAAAUACUAGGCAUAUGCUUAGUGAAAAUGAUUUAAAGGUUUUAGCAUCAAAAACUGAGGGAUACUCCGGGGCUGAUAUUAGUAUUGUGGUAAGAGAUGCACUGAUGCAGCCUGUUCGUAAAGUUCAAUCUGCUACACACUUCAAGAAAAUAUCUGGUCCGAGUCCAACUGAUCCAAAUGUUAUUGUGAAUGAUUUGUUGACACCAUGUUCUCCUGGUGAUCCUGGAGCAAUGGAAAUGACAUGGAUGGACGUACCAAGUGACAAAUUGGGGGAGCCACCCGUUGUUAUGUCUGACAUGCUGAGAUCACUUGCAACAUCAAAACCGACAGUUAAUGAUGAAGAUAUGAUUAAAUUGAAGAAAUUUAUGGAAGAUUUUGGACAGGAGGGUUAAUUUUAUAUUUAAAUAUUUGAGAUUUUAUUUUGUUUAUUAUUAUAGAUAGAAGCACUGAGCUUAUAUUGAUGUAAAAUAUUGUGAUUUAUUAUUAUCACUGUAGUUGCAUAAUUAUUUGUUAAUAUUCAAAUUUAAAUAUUUUUAAUCAAAUUUGGAUAUAAAAUCUCUUAUUCAAAGUCAAAAACUACUACCUGUUUGUAAAUUUAUGCCACAGAAUGAGCACAGGAAACUCGACAUUCUUGUUGGUAAAUUUUGUUUAAAUUAUGUUACUUAAAACAUUUGAUAGAAUAUGAAAUUAUACAUCUGUCUUGCAAUUGAAUAAAACUGCUUAAAUUUUCCCUUCUGCUAACAUAAUAUUUAAAACCUAAUGAUGUAUUGUAGAACUGUAUUAGUUUAAAAAAAUAUAGUGAAUAAUUAAUGUUUAUUACAUUUUAUUUUUCAUUAUAAUACCAUUUUGAAAUGUCAUAAUAAGAUGUUUUUCAUUGUAUAAAUAACUGCACUGUUCUAAUCAUAUAAUAUUGUUGCCUUCUACUUACUUAUUGUUAAGGAAAAUCUUUACUAUUGUCAUGAGUGCUUACAUUGUAUAACAUUAUUAUAAUUGGAUGUUGUUCCUGAAAAAUGCUCCAAGCCACAAACAUCACAUUUUAAGGAAUUCGGGCUUAAAGUUUAUUAAAUAUUAGUGUAUUCCAUACAUGUGGGUCAGGCUCAUGGUGUCAUUUAAAGAGUUACAGUAGGGCUGCCAUUUUUUAUAAGUCCGUUAAUAUGAAUCAUGUGACCAAUUUUGUGUUCGUUUUUCUGGUAUUACAUCCAAUUAUGUAACAGUAGAAAUACAAAAGCAAAACCUGUGUUAUUUAGUUCUUGAUACACGAACAAUAAACAACAACCUAUUAGAUAAAAGCCUAAAUGUCAAAGGUGUUUAGAUAAUAAAAAAUAUUUUAUUAAAUAUUUGCAAGGUUUUGAUGUUAGUAGCAUGUUAUAGUAUUAUGUUCUCAUACUUAUUUUUAUAUGCUUAAUAAUAAUUAAUAAAGUGAUAUGUAGUAAA